Molecule: messenger RNA, 5175 nt
Organism: Acyrthosiphon pisum (pea aphid)
Lineage: Eukaryota; Metazoa; Arthropoda; Insecta; Hemiptera; Aphididae
Gene: ninaC
Product: STKc_myosinIII_N_like and MYSc_Myo21 domain-containing protein ninaC
Exons: 28
Coding region: 381-4760 (1459 amino acids)
Biological process (GO): peptidyl-serine phosphorylation; regulation of actin filament length
Cellular component (GO): myosin complex
Molecular function (GO): protein serine/threonine kinase activity; microfilament motor activity; protein tyrosine kinase activity
Source: RefSeq, a predicted model, not a curated record
GGACGCUUCAGUCCGGCAUCAGACGACGGCACAUCUAACGUACCUACUAAUAUUCCAUCGUGAAAUAUAAUAAUACAAUAUUAUACGAUACAUCGUAACAGUAGUCCGUCUGCCGUACACGGAACACACCGGGUCAGCUCCGAACGCGGUCCGGUCGUCGUCUCGUGGUGUGCAUUAAAUAAUAUAAUAAUAAUAUAAAUUAUAAUUGCAAUAAUAAAUUCGUCGCAAUUUCGGCCGUGUCGCAGGCGGUUGCCGUCGUCGGUUUUCCUCCGGACAACACGCACGUACAUCGGACCAGUUUUUCCGUCGAUUGACCGGCACGGGAAACCAGAAAACGUGCGCAGGAUCUACGCAGGAUCUACGCAGGACGCUCUCGCGCAAUGGGAGACGACCGCACAGGGAAACUCGGCGCCGACCGACUGGACGUGGACGACUUGCCCGACGCCGGAGACCGUUUUGAGCUGGGAAAAAUUCUCGGCUCGGGGAUAUUCAGCAACGUUUACGCGGCCAUCGACAGUGAAUCGGGUAAAAAUGUUGCGAUUAAAAUUCAAAACCUCAAAGGAUGUUCGGCCAGCGAAAAAGACGCCAGCGAAGAGUAUCGGAUAUUGAGGGAUCUGUCAUCGCAUCCAAACAUGCCCGACUUUUACGGCGCUUACACCAACAAUAAUGCUGUCGAAUUGUGGUUUGUCAUGGAGAUGUGUGAAGGAGGAACUGUCGUGGACUUGGUCAAUGGUCUUUUGUUGCAAAACAAAAAAAUGAAAGAAGAACAUAUCGGAUAUUUACUCAGAGAGCUAAUCAAGGCCUCAUGUUUUUUACACGAUAAUCACGUGAUUCACAGAGACAUCCGCGGCUCGAACGUGCUGUUGACGAAGAACGGGGAAGUGAAGUUGGUAGAUUAUGGUCAAGCCAGGGAAUUACAGAGUCCGGAAUAUAAAACUAACACUGGAGUUGGAUCUCCUGCAUGGAUGGCACCAGAAGUAGUUUUGGCUGAGUACAAAGACAGUGAACAACCAUAUUACGAUCAGAAAAUCGACGUUUGGGCAGUCGGUAUUACUGCUAUUGAGUUAGGUGACGGUAAACCACCGUACCUCGACAUCCACCCGACGAGGGCGUUGUUCCAAAUUGUUCGAAAUCCGCCCCCAGGACUAUCCAAACCGUCAAACUGGUCGCAAUUGUUUAAUGACUUCAUUGCCGAGUGUUUAGAAAAAAAUCCGGAUCACCGCCCAUGCAUGGAAGAGCUUUUAGAACAUCCGUUUAUAACGCAAGUUCCAGAAAAUGUACAACAAGAGGUCAAGUCAGUGAUGUCAUCAAUUGUUGACGACGUGACGUCUAUCCGAAAACCAGAAGUCAGGAUUAUAAAAACGGGACUCUUAAAAGUGAAUCAAAAGGAAGCUGCCAAACCCAUGCAUCUAGAAGAUUUAGCCGCGUUAAAAGAGGUGUCCGAAGAGACCGUUCUCGACGAAUUGCAAAAUCGCCAUUUGGACGGUCUGAGUUACACGUUUGUCGGUGACGUGCUGUUGUACUUGAACCCGAACCGAGAUGAGCCUCUCUACGAAAAAAAGCACCAUUAUCGUUAUCAAUUCAAAUGCCGAUCCGACAACGCACCUCAUAUAUUUAGCGUGGCCGAUGCAGCUUAUCAGGACAUGCUACAUCACGAACAGCCACAACACAUAUUGAUGGCUGGUGAAACUAAGUCGGGAAAAUCGCUGAAUUACGGGAAAUUAAUCGAACACUUGGUGUUCUUGGGAGAGCAAAACCAUAUCAAAGUGAACGACAUCGGUUUGAAAAUAAAGUGUGCUAUAGACGUGAUUCAAGCAUUCGGCAACGCGGCUAACAAAUAUCACAUAAACUCCACUCGGCACGUGAAUCAGACGCAAAUUACGUAUUCGUCCACUGGCAAGAUUAGUGGUGCAAUAUUUUUCAUCUACCAGUUAGAGAAAUGGAGAGUAACAAACACCAAGUGUAGUGGACAAAAGAAUUUCCACGUAUUCUACGAUUUCUUGGAGGCGGCCAAAGCCGAUCAUGUUUUCAAGCAAUACCACUUGGAGGAGGACCAUCGAUAUCGGUACUUGGUGGGUGACGGUUCAGACGAGCGCUUUCGGUACCAACCCCAGUCAAACGUGAAAAACUUCAACAAGCUGUUGACUUGCAUGAAGGACACGUUGGAGUUUACGGAUGAACAGUUGAACACGACAUGGCACAUUUUGGCGGCCAUACUCAACCUUGGCGAGCUGAGCGUUUCCGACGAUGAUGAUGGCGAGACCAAGAUUGAAAGUGCCGAACUACUCACGAAGAUCGCCGAAUUGUUGGAAGUGGACUCAAAAAAACUGAGCUGGUCGUUGUUAAAUUACUGUGUGGUGGUCAAUGGCACUGCGGUUCGUCGCAAGCAGACGGUUUCGGGGGUGUACGCGUGUUUGCGAGUGUUCUCACAGACAUUGUACGCUAGACUGUUCGAUUGGAUAGUGAACGUCAUCAAUCUGAAAUUAUCGUUCACCAGGGCCAUAUUCGGAGACACGCACGUGGUCUAUUUGAUGGACUCAUUCGGUUUCGAAUGUUUCCACCAGAACAAUUUGGAUCAACUGUACGUCAACUGUCUAAACGAACAACUCCAGUACCAUUACAAUCAACGGAUGUUUGCGUGGGAAAUGCAAGACUUGGAGGAAGAGGGCAUGGACCAGUACAGCAUGCAAUACCGAAACAAUAAACCGAUAAUAGAUGCACUUAUGAAUAACCCAGAUGGACUUUUUUACAUGUUUGACGAUGCUACUAAAAACUGUGAAGAAAACUGUGAAUACAUCACAAAUGCACUAGAGAUCAACCCCAAAGAACCAUACAUCCACGUGGCCAGUUCAAAGAGCUUUAGUGUGGCGCACUAUAGUGGCACUGUCUCGUAUCAACUGAAAGACAUACUUGAAAAAAAUCGUGACUUCUUGGCACCUGAAGUUGUCGAAACAAUGCGUAUGUCCAAAGAUAACGUGAUAAAGGACUUAUUCUCCAACCGGUUAACAAAAUCUGGAAAUCUAACAGUGUGCAGAGAGAAGACUUUAAUGGUAAAAAAUAAAAACAGCAAAAUCAGUCGAUGGGGCGCUGCGUUGAUGUCAGAAAAAACUCCGAUUCGAAAGUACAACACGGAAUCCCGCGGCGAGUAUUCGCAAACGCGGCGCAUGCGCACUGCGUCUGCUGUUUAUCGGUCGAGCAGCAUGGAAAUCCUGCGAUCGCUGGCCGACACGGCCGACCAAAAGAACGGCGUGCACUUUGUCCGAUGCUUGCGAGCGACGCUUACCGAUGAGCCACUUGGCUUCCAACCGGAAGUGGUCAGGCAGCAGAUCAAAGCGUUGUCCGUCGUCGAGACAGUGUCCGCCCGGCAGGACGGUUACUCGUGCCGGAUAUCAUUCCACGAGUUCAUACAGAGGUAUAAGUUUUUGGCAUUCGAUUUUUAUGAAAACGUUGAAGUCACCAAGGAAAACUGUCGAUUAUUGCUGAUUCGUUUGAAAAUGGAAGGAUGGCUAAUUGGAAAGAGCAAAGUUUUUCUCCGCUACUACAACGAGGAAUAUUUGUCCAGACUGUACGAGACCCAAGUGAAGAAAGUUGUAAAAGUACAGUCAAUGCUCCGAGCAUUCAUUACGAAAAGGAAAAUUCAACCGCAGUUGAUAAAACAACAAUCUGCGAAUAAACGAAAAUAUUCAACGACUCAUGAGGAAGCGGCACUAGUCAUACAAAGACAUUAUAAGGGAUAUCAAGUACGAAAUAAAAGCAGUUCGAUAAAAGUCGGCAAACUUGAUGCCGUAGGUCGUAAAAAACUAAAGAUGAUUAUUAAUAAAUGGAAAGGAAAGUCAAUUUAUCAAGUUGUAUUGUUGGAUCGAGCCAACAAACUUCAAGACGUUGUAUACUUUUCGUUGCAAGUGCAUUUGUACAACCAGCACGCGAUUAGUAACUUGAACAACAUGAACCACCGACCGGUUAUGCUGAAAGAUGUGAUGAGCACGACCAGCGUAAACGAAUUCUUGGGCAGCAAGAGGUGUUAUUUGUACAAGAUACCGUUCCAAUUGAAUCAAAUGGACACGGAAACCAAUCACAAUAACUUGAUGGACGAAAAUAUAGUGAGUAAUGUGGACGAUUGCAAUUGGGACUCUCCUCUGAGUCGUUUUCCAGAAGCUCGUACUGCGUUUAAAAUUUUGAAACAUUCGUUCGCUGUCCGAGAUCAAGGCAUACAAGUGGAUAUCGCUCAAGGGGUACGAUUUUCCGAUCCCGAAUACAGUAAACCACAAUAUUUUGAGAACAAUCGUAUGCAACAAAAACAAGAUGAAAAACCAAUAAAACAACCUGUGAGUGACAAUAGAUAUACCGUGAAAGAGAAAAAUGAUACGAAAGUGAUCACUACAGUGAAUAAAUCAAACAUAAAAAAACCAUCAGAUAAAUCAAAUCCUGUACUUGAACUCCAAUUAAAAGGAAAACAAUACCAGUCGGGGUACGCAGAUGAAGAUGAUCCUCCUUACAAUUUUCAGGCGAUUUUGAAAAAGACCAACUACAAACGUCCUUCAUUGGACGGUCGGACUAUAGAGUUUUCGUCCAGCGGUGACCGAAUGACGAACAGGUACGAUGGACGACGGAUAGAAGAAGAUUACGGUCGUAGGUCGGACUCAGACAACGUAAAACAGUCAAAGGACUACAAGAACGAGCUGAACCAUAAACUGUCCAGAGCAACGAGGACUGAGAUCAUACCGGGCGUGAUGCUCGAGGGCUCUUCUUGCGACCUUUAGAUGACCAUCUAAUGGCCGUCGACGUCGCAAAAACUAUAGUUAUUAUAAUAUCAUGAUAUUAUUAAUUAUACGGGAUACGGAUACAUUUUUAUGUUCGCUUUCUAGUCGCUAAAUAUAGUUAGGUAUAAUAGUCUUGGUCAUGAAAUCAUUUUAACGCCAUAUCUGCGACCAUCUGACAAUAGAUUACAUUUUUCCUGAUAUUCACAAGUCACAACCAAUUGUGUAACAGUUUAUGUUUUAACCACGGUAAAAUCCGAACAUUUAAAUGCUUUAAAUGCUUGAAACUAUAUUAUCAUAAUAUAACCUGUACCUUUCACACAUAUAUUGGCCACUUUAGUUAAGAAUAUACUUAACACGUUUUUAUGUGAACUAUCACACUAAAGUGCAAUAAACUAUAACAAUAUUAUAACAUCGU